This is a messenger RNA of Danio aesculapii, 935 nucleotides long. RefSeq names its product isoamyl acetate hydrolyzing esterase 1 (putative) (gene iah1). Gene Ontology annotation, molecular function: hydrolase activity, acting on ester bonds. Bases 87 to 803 code for a protein of 238 amino acids. The transcript is spliced from 6 exons. The record is from RefSeq and is a predicted model, not a curated record. Lineage: Eukaryota; Metazoa; Chordata; Actinopteri; Cypriniformes; Danionidae.
CGAAUCGUUUACGAACGAACGAAUCACCACACAGUGAAAGCUCGCUUCUUCGUACACUUGGACGUGUAGCAGGAUUUGCUGUUACAAUGUCGGCGCUGAAGAGAGUCAUAUGGCCCCAAAUCAUUCUGUUCGGCGACUCAAUAACACAGUUUGCGUUUCAAGCGAACGGAUGGGGAUCUGAACUCUGUCAUAAACUCGAGAGAAAAUGCGACGUGAUAAACAGGGGCUUGUCGGGUUACAAUACACGGUGGGCUAAGAUUGUGCUCCCUCGCAUUGUACCCGUUUCUGAUGCUCCUAUAUCGGCGGUGACUGUGUUUUUCGGUGCUAAUGAUUGCGCUCUGGAAGACAAGAACCCGACGCAGCACGUGCCUCUCCAGGAGUUCUCAGAGAAUUUAAAAGACAUUGUGAGAUUUCUGGUUUCUAAAGGAGUGUCCAAUGACAAGAUCAUCUUCAUCACUCCACCACCUCUUCUAGAAGCCGACUGGGAGAAAGAGUGCUUGCUGAAAGGUUCACCUUUGAAUCGGUUGAACUCUGUGGCUGGUCAGUAUGCGCAGGCCUGCGUUCAGGCAGCUGGACAGUCUGGUGUGGAUGUUCUGGAUCUGUGGACACUAAUGCAGAAAGAUGGACAGGAUUUCUCGGUGUAUCUUUCGGAUGGACUACAUCUGUCUGAUAAAGGCAAUCAGUUUGUGGCAGAACAUUUAUGGACACUUCUAGAGAGGCGAGUGGCCGAUUUGCCCUUCAUUCUGCCUUAUUGGGGAGACGUGGACCCGAAAUGCCCCGAGAGCAGCUUACUGUGUGACUAAAACUCAGGUCAAAUGAUGCACAAAGGAUAUAAAACACCAAUGUGUUCCUAUUGUUUACAUUUAGACAUGUUUGAAUAUGAUGAAGAUCGUGAAAGGUUCAGCCACCAUUUCCUCUUAUCCUUUUUCAACAAA